Molecule: messenger RNA, 1671 nt
Organism: Mandrillus leucophaeus (drill)
Lineage: Eukaryota; Metazoa; Chordata; Mammalia; Primates; Cercopithecidae
Exons: 1
Coding region: 229-1197 (322 amino acids)
Source: RefSeq, a predicted model, not a curated record
CCUUCCUGCCUACCCCCACUGUCCCUGCCCUCAGGCCACUCCAGCAUCCGGCGGGCCAGGAACCUCAGACGAUUUCUUGCCUCUUUUCUCUCUCCUCCAGGGGGCCCCGUUCGAUGUCCCCAUCUGCCCACAGCGCCUCUCGUCCCAGCUGCUCCUCCUGUCCUGCCCUUGCUCAGACCACCCGAGCAUCAUCCGUGCUCUGGCCCCUGGCCACCAGGUCCACCCCACAUGCUGUCCUCACAGGUGGCGCCUCGUCAUUCUUGGGGACCAGGGCCUCCUUGUUCUGGUCAUACACAAUGGGGUGUAGAUCGAGCGACAAGUGAGCAGGUCUGCACGCCAGGUGGGCCGAGGGUGGCCAUUCCGGUGUCAGUGUGGGGGUGUGAGGGAACGCUGCAUGGGGUGCAUGUGGGCUGGGUGUGGCAUGCGGCGGUGUGGCACCAGGCAGGUGGCUUGGCGGGGCCCACGAUCAGCGCAUUUGAGACCAUUAGGACGGUUAAAACCGUUAACUGCCUGUCGUGGCGAGGGCGGGGCCCUGGGGAAGGGACGGAAUCCCAGUUGGUCGAGACACCGGGGGCGGGGCCGCGCGUGCUGCCGUUAGGACAGUUAAAACCGUUAGCUGCCUGUCGUGGCGGGGCGGGGCCCUGGGACGGGACGAAAUCCCUAUUGGUCAGAAGAGGACCUGGGGGCGGGGCCGCGCGUGCUGUGGCAGCUGCAGCUGGACGCGGCCACCUCGAAGCCACGUCAGGGCAGCCCCAGGUCGGGCGCGCGCCAGCAGCAAGAGGUGGGGACAGGAGGGGUUUGGGUAGGGUGGGCUGGGGGAAGGCGGGGGGAGGGGCUGAGAAGCCGGAUGGGGCCGUGGGUCUGGGUUCAGGAUUCCAGGGGUCCUCCCGGGCUUUCCCGGGACGUUGGUCUUAUAGUCCCUCCCCUGCCGUUUCUUUCCGAAUGGCGAUGGCAGCUCUGGCUCUUGAAGGAGGCUUCACUUCCGCGCUUAUCUUUGGAGAGCAGUUUUCAUUCGAUUCACAGGGUUCUGCGACCUCCUCUCCAGAUCCCCGCCUGGAGUUGAGUGAGACCGCGUCGGCCCGGGCGGGGGGGCAGAGUGAGCGGAAACCCAGAGAAGCCCGCUGGGAUUUCUCUUUGAUUAUGAGUAGGGAAAACCCUGUGAGGCCUCUGGAAAGACAUGAGAAGGAUUUGGUCUAGGAGCUCAGAGCGUGUCUCCAGGUAAAGAAGAGGCGGAAAAUUAGAGAGGACUGCCGGCCAUUGGUGUUUGAUGCGGGCCUGGCGGGGGCCACAGGGGGCCUGACGUCUGAGUAAGAGACCUGCUUUAUUCUGCUAGAACUUUCUGCAGUGGAGGAAUGGGAGGGGCACCUGGAGGGCCUCAUAUCGCAGCCUCAAGAUUCUUGCAGUAGGCCGUCCGCGAAGGCUGACGCCACGCUUUGGAAGGCUGAGGCAGGUGGAUUUCCUGAGGUCAGGAGCUCGAGACCAGCCUGGCCAACAUGGCGAAACCCCGUCUCUACCAAAAAUACAAAAAUUAGCCGGGCGUGGUGGCGCAUGCCUGUAAUCCCAGCUACUUGGGAGGCUGAGGCAGGAGAAUCACUAGAACCCGGGAGGCGGAGGUGGCAGUGAGCCGAGACCGCGCCACUGCACUCCAGCCUGGGCGACAGAGCAAGACUC